Molecule: messenger RNA, 3592 nt
Organism: Nothobranchius furzeri (turquoise killifish)
Lineage: Eukaryota; Metazoa; Chordata; Actinopteri; Cyprinodontiformes; Nothobranchiidae
Gene: ccdc80l2
Product: coiled-coil domain containing 80 like 2
Biological process (GO): extracellular matrix organization; positive regulation of cell-substrate adhesion
Cellular component (GO): basement membrane
Source: RefSeq, a predicted model, not a curated record
UUGGCUGCAGAAACUGGCUGCAGAAACGAGCUGACGUCUCAGAAGAGUUUGCCGUCCAUUUUUACUUUCAAGGUUUCAGAUUCGAUCUGCAGUUUUCCGCCUUAUAGAACAUGAGGAGAGGCUUUGAUUCGGGAUUCAGAAAUGAUGGAAACUUCUCAUCUGGAUUGUUUUAAAGCUUUCUUAGUUCUGGAUAAACUAUUUUAAACAACGACCAAAUCCUAAUCUGUUUCAGAUGUAGCUCCUCAUUCCAGACAACAUUACAAAUACGUGUUUGCUUUCUAGAUGAGAAUUUAUGAGCUGCUGACCGCCGAUUCAAUUGAUCACCGAGGUGGUUUGUCAGCAAUGUCAGGAAGGAUGCAUCAUUUGUGUACCUCUCGCCACCUGAUGUUGUCGGCCUCUUUGUUGAGCCUCAUGUGCCUGAGUUCGGUCACCGCCUGGCCUGGAAUUCCUGGGAACAAGCCAAAGGACCAUUUGGACCCAAAUGUGAGAGACUGGGGGGACUACUCAGACCUCCCGGCUGAAAUCGAACAUGGACUGGGACUGGUAGAGGACAGGGAAGACAACAGGGGAGCUGGAGAAUCAUCGUCAAACUUGGCUCCAGAGCUAGAUUUUUUGGCUGACUUUGCAGGUAAGAAACGGCUGUGGGUAAUAACAGCGUCAUCACACAAUGACCAUUACCUUCAUAUGAUGGAGAAACAACUAGAGGAGAUGGAUCAGAGAGGCCUGAACUGUCGUCUAGCAGAGAGAGACACCUUCAUCAUCACUAUCAUCCAGAAUGCCAUGAUGGAAGGUCGCAUCCAGAAAACUACUUUCCAAGGGGAUGCCAUGGUGGAGAGCUUGGAUCCCGACACAGUCGCCAAACUGCUGCACUACCUGGAACUAACCAGCCAAGAACAAGCUUUCAACAUGCUGGUUAUGAAGAAGAACCUGCAGGUCAGCGAGCGUUUCCCUUAUCCAGUCCGGGUGGACGCCAUUUUUGAGCUCAUUGAUCAGUUCCCCAUGAGGAAGCUGGAGAAGAUAACUAGAAAAGGAUCUACCUUAAGAUGUAAAACUGCCAAGAAGAAGGUUGUGGUGAAACGCAAAAAGGUGAUGAAGAAGAUGAUGCCGAAUUCUCAGAUGGAGGGAAAUGUAACCUCAGUGCCGGUUUUGCAAAAGAAACCUUUGGACAAAAAAGCUGUUCUGAAGAGUAAAAUCCAGGACAUCCUGAGUGGGCGGUCGAGGUUUGUGAUCCGUAAAGGGGCGGCUGGAUCUGCAAAGGACAAAGAGUCACGCAGCAAUGGCUGGGAACCAUCUAAAGAAUCCAGUCUGUUAACUGUUCCAAAGACUAACGAGAAAGUGAAGAAGGAUAGGCCUCCCUCUGAAGAUGGACAGAAAACAGAGAGAGAUCAAGACAUCCAAGAUAAAGAGGAGCCAAAUAAAAAGUCUGAUUCAGAGAGCAAACAGAGCUCCAAGAAAAAGGGUAAAGGAAAGAAAGGAAAGAAAGGAAAAGGAAGGGGGAAAAAGUCAAACCAAGAAGUAAGUGAGGAAGAUAAAGCAGCGCUGGGGAGGUUUUUGGACACUCUGAGAGGCUCCAGGAGGUUGAUGCUAAUCUCAACACCCAGCAGAGAUGCUACGCUGUUCAUCCAGCAGACUGAGGAGAACAAGAGACAUCAGUGUGAGCUCGCUGUCAGAAAGAUAACGGUGGUGACCAGUGUGGGUGAGGGAAGUGACGCCACGCUCACUCUGCGGCACCAGCAGCUUGGGUCUCCCCUCAGCGACCAAUCAGAACAGGUUUUGGACUCUCGUCUAAUUCCCCUGUUAAGAUCUGAGCUUGGCCUGUCGACCUCUGACCUCUUCUCAAUGACCGUGACUGAUCAUGACAUUCAGCCCAAAAGAGUCUUUGAAGCUCCCCCGUCAAGCUCAACUUUAUUUGAGUACAUUGAUAACUUUUCUUCAAGAUAUGCAGAAAAAGAAAAGGAGAGGAAAAGUCUUCCAGUUUGCUCUAAAGACACCCAGGAUCCUAGAGCGGAAAACUCCUUGCUCAGGUUUAUGUCUAAGCGGAGACUGUUGCUGAUCUCUGCUCCCUCUGAUGAUGACUACUCCUUCCAGCAGCAAAUCUCUGCUCUCAGUGGUCAGGAGUGCAGCCUGGGUAUUCGCCACUUUGCCAUGUUAAAAUUGACUGGAAAUGGAGAAAAAGCAUCAGGGACUGUCGAGUUACUCCCAAUAAAUGGUCGUAGUCAGAGUGAGGUAGAGCCAUUAUCACGCGACAUGGUGAACAACCUGAGAGAACAGCUCAAAAUCAGUAAGGACUACUUCAGUUUGGUGGUUGUGGGAAAAGACGGUGAUGUCAAGGCAUGGUUCCCAUCCCCCCUGUGGUCCCUGGAUAACAUCUAUGACCUGGUGGACUCUAUGGAGCUUCGCGUCCAGGAGGCAAAGCUCCAGAAGAGACUAGGGAUCAGCUGCCCUGAGACCGGAGGAGGAAGAGGUGGAGGCAGCGAAGAAGGGCGCUAUCCUGGAUAUGACGAAGAAGAGGCAGAAAAGAUGUACAUGUAGUGGAAAGAAAUAAGUAAACCAUACAGGAACAACUGAAAUAAACACGUGUGACUCAGAGGAAAGAGUUUAUUAAAACAACAUAAGUAGAGUUGAUGCCACAACUAGAAGGAUGGAUAUUCUCUAAAUUAGCAAGAAAUAGAAAAAUCAGCUCUAAAUAGUGAAACACUUCCCCACAUAUGUACAUGAAAAAAAUUUAUAAUUGUCAAAUAAACAAAUGAUCCUGCCUUUAACUGUUUUUAAUUUAGAAGAGAAAAUUUCACAUGAAUUCUCCCCAAAACAAACAAAAAUAAACCUUCAUAAUUCUUCAGAGUUGCUGAAAUGUUUAGAGCGGCAGGCCAGACAUAGUUAGAGUUAGACACUUGUUGGAAAUUUUAAAGUAUGGUUCACUUGUUAAAUCAUUACAUUAGCAGUGGUCUCAAGGAAUGAAUGUCUUGUAAGUCGUACUCUGAGGUAAAAAAGGCCAGAUGGACUUGUUUCGGGACCUAGCAGAAUGCCACAUCAGAGGAGAGCAGAACACAGCAAGACUUGGAGUCUUUCCCAAUAUUUGGACAUCUUGACUCUGAUUGGCUAACAGCAACAUGACUCUACCACUGACUCAGUUUUUUUUUUUGCAACGUUGAUGUUUUAUCUCCACAAAUAACACAAGCCUUGAGAAGUUCUGCUGUGUGGUAGAAUUGCUUUUGCUAAUGGUUAGCUUCUACUAGCCGAAAUUUUGUGUCUGCUGUUGCCUGGAUGCUAAACCAACAACAGCCUUCCCCAUCUUGAGUCAAGAUGGGUGAGUCCAUGAAUGUUAACUGACAAUGUGACAAAGAUCUGUCAGGAUUUUUUGAACCAAGUGUUUUUCUGUCUAUUUUCUAUCAGAAGCUAAUGCAGCAGAUAGGUGUAGGAUACUGUUAUGUUCAGCCUGCAUAAAAAACUCAGAAUGGCUGAUUAUAAUCAGAAAUAAUAUUUAAAAAUGUUUUUUUCAGUGACCCAUACCGUUAAAAUAGUGAAACACAUCCUCACAUAUGUUAAUGAAAAUAUCUUAUCUUUAAUUGUCAAAUAAAGAAAUUAUCUUCUC